AUGGCUGAGCACCAACCCCUCGGUGGGCCUUGGGCGAUAUCCGAUAUCGUUUCUCUUGCGCUCAUUGGACCUAUCAUUGUUGCAGCCUUUCUCGAAUCGUUUCUGGGUAUAUUCUUGCCGGUCAUGAUUGCGACGCUGCCUCUACCACGGCAUCUCACACAGUAUUUCCCUCUUCUCAUGACAUCCAUCCUCCAGGAGUUCGCAUUCUACUCUUUUGCUGCGAUGCUCGUGAUCCCUUGGCUCUUCUGCGUCUACCGACUGGUUGUGGUACCUCUUGGACGGCAGAAGCGGGUUAAGUAUACCCUCAACGAGCUGACCGCUCCGAAAGUGGUUGUGGUGAUGCCAGUCUACAAGGAGCCGCCGGACUCCCUGUGGACAGCUCUGAAUUCGGUAGUCAGCUGCGACUACCCGGCUUCUUGUAUCCACGUGUUUGUCUCCUUUGAUGGUGAUGAUAUUGAUGAGCUUUACCUCAAGACGAUCGAUCGCCUGGGCAUACCCGUGACAAUGAAGGACUUUCCAAAGUCGAUCGAUGUGGCGUACAACGGAGCACGAGUGACCGUGUCGAGGUUUCCACAUGGGGGCAAGCGACAUUGCCAAAAGGCUACGUUUCUGCUCAUCGACAAGAUCUACAAACGGUACCUCCAAGAGAAAGACGACCUCUUCAUCCUGUUUAUCGACUCCGAUUGCAUCCUAGAUCCCGUGUGUAUCCAGAACUUUAUGUACGACAUGGAACUGAGGCCUGGCAGCAAACACAAUAUGCUGGCGAUGACUGGUAUUAUCACAUCUUCCACGAAGAAGCACUCCUUCAUCACCCUGCUGCAGGACAUGGAGUACGUCCACGGCCAGUUGUUUGAAAGAUCUGUUGAAUCAGGCUGUGGAGCCGUCACAUGCCUCCCGGGGGCAUUGACUCUACUUCGAUUUUCGGCUUUUCGAAACAUGGCACGAUUCUACUUCUCGGACAAAGCGGAGGAAUGCGAGGAUCUCUUCGAUUACGCCAAAACACAUCUCGGCGAAGACCGAUGGCUAACGCAUUUGUUCAUGCUGGGUGCCAAACAACGGUACCAGAUUCAACUGAGUACUAGUGCCUUUUGCAAGACCGAAGCGGUGCAAACAUUUCGGUCUCUCCUCAAGCAACGGCGUCGGUGGUUUCUAGGGUUCAUCACUAACGAAGUUUGCAUGUUGACGGAUGGCCGCCUGUGGAGAAAGUAUCCCAUGCUCUGCUUUCUUCGAUUUACCACUAUCAGCAUUCGGACGACGGCACUUCUCCUCUUGAUUACCAUUAUCGCGAUAUCGAGCACUUCGACUCAAGUGGAUUCGUUGCCCUGGGAGUUCAUGUGCAUCUCCUGCGGCUUGAACUGGUUGCUCAUGUUUUACUUUGCGAUCAGGCUUCACCGCUGGAAGGCCGCUCUAUAUCCGAUGAUGUUUAUGCUCAACCCCUUCUUGAACUGGGUCUACAUGGUGUAUGGCGUCUUCACCGCUGGACAGAGAACAUGGGGUGGGCCGAGGGCAGAUGCGGGAGCAGCAGAUGCCAAGGUGACACCACAGCAGGCCAUUGAACAUGCCAUUGCCACAGGAGACGACUUGAAUAUUGUUCCAGAAACCUUCAAGCCUGCCAUCGAAUUCCGUCGGCGCCGUACGCGACCAUCAGCACUCCAACCGUCGUCCAGUGUCGAGGGUCGGUUUUUCUCCGCGGAACAAGAACCAAGCCAGUUGCCGGACAACGAGAUGGCCUCGCCCACCCCAUCGUGCAUCAAUCUUAACACACAGCAACAUCGAUAUGAGCACGAAUCUCUGGACAUGAGCGAUUCAGAUAGUCUGUCCGUACACACGCCCAAAUGGAUCAACAACUUCAGCGAAGACGAGGAGAAAGGGAGCCGUCAAAGUCGAGCAACUGACAUGGAGCCAAGACCGACAAGUAUGGUCACAGACCCCCAGAGUUGCAUGAGAGAAGGUCACCGAGCAACACGAAACACUGUGGCGGUUGUCCCACCCAUGCAGGGUCCUAGAGAUUUGUACACAGUUGCAGAUCUCCGAGAUAUCCGGCAAGGAACGACAAGAAACCACCACAUUGACAACCGAAGUCCCUUGGGACGAAACAGUCCAUUGACAGCGGUCCCUACGGAGGAAGACUUCCCUGCACUAGACGCAGAAGAGGGUCAGGACAUGGAGGAUAGCAGGAAGGCCAAGAGAAGACCCUCGAAAACGCAGCGGUUGCGGAAGAGAAGUCCGAGUCCAGGCAGGAUGGUGUAA
Messenger RNA from Fonsecaea erecta, 2250 nucleotides. RefSeq lists its product as hypothetical. Lineage: Eukaryota; Fungi; Ascomycota; Eurotiomycetes; Chaetothyriales; Herpotrichiellaceae. Gene Ontology annotation, molecular function: chitin synthase activity. Gene Ontology annotation, cellular component: cell septum; cell periphery. The record is from RefSeq and is a predicted model, not a curated record. The transcript has 3 exons. Bases 1 to 2250 code for a protein of 749 amino acids.